AUGGCGUGUUGUGCCAUUAAACAUUGUAAAAACUAUUCAACAAAAAAAGAUACACCUAAGAAAACAUUCCACCUGUUUCCCAGAGACACAAAACUCGCAAAUCAAUGGGCAGAUAUAGUGAGGGAAAGUAGAAAUGAAUUUUGGUGGCAACCAAAUACGUGGACAUGUAUUUGUUCAGAUCAUUUUUCUGUAAAUGACAAAUAUACUACUAAAAGUGGUCAUCAGAGACUUAAAACAGGCGCUGUGCCUUCUGAGGCAUUAGUUUUGUCUUCGGAAAAUGAUGACAAGCAAGAAUCUAAGAGAGUUGAGAACCAUGGAAGUAUUGUUAAGAAACCAACCGCUAAGCAAAAAAGAUCCCGCCGUGUAUGUUUUAGUUACAUUUGA
This is a messenger RNA of Arctia plantaginis, 384 nucleotides long. NCBI's taxonomy places the organism in Eukaryota, Metazoa, Arthropoda, Insecta, Lepidoptera, Erebidae. The record is from the annotation of a GenBank genome assembly.